Messenger RNA from Entrophospora candida, 1029 nucleotides. The record is from the annotation of a GenBank genome assembly. NCBI's taxonomy places the organism in Eukaryota, Fungi, Glomeromycota, Glomeromycetes, Entrophosporales, Entrophosporaceae.
AUGAACAAAACUAGCACAAAAACAUUGAUAACACUUUUAGUAGUUCUGAUAAGUUUUAUUUUCAUUGUCGAGUUCACAAGUCCAAUUCAAUCAAUUAAUAUUGGACAUUUACAAAAAAGACAAAAUCCGGCACCAUCACCAGACAAUCCACCACCAAAGGAUAAUCCAUCACCACCACCAAAGGAGAAUCCAUCACCAGCACCUCAACCAACACCUGAUGCAACACCCAACCCAAAUCCACCACCAGCUGCUCCAAGUGCACCAGCACCCAACCCAACACCUGAUCCAAAUGCAACACCAACGCCUGAUCCAAAUGCAACACCAGCACCUAAUCCAACACCUAGUCCAAAUGCACCAGCACCUACAACAACUGUUGUUAGUAUUACUAGUGAUACUACCACUAAUACAGUUAGUCCAAUUGUCGAUAGCCCAGUUGUUACUAGCUCAACUGGAACUAAUGCUACAAAUGCUGAUACAAAUGCCGGUCCUAAUCCUAGUCCUAACACUGGUGUUCCUUCUAUAUCACCAACAGUUUCUCAAUCUACUACUACGUCAUAUCUACCUGGACGAGAACCAUGCACAAAAGCUGAUGAUCCAAGAUGUGUACGUGGGACAACAGAUCCAACGGUGGUCAGUACAACCGAACAAAAUGAAAUAAUUACACAACCAUCAACAACACCUGCAGCACCUACAACGUCCCAAUCACAACUAGCUCCAAACCCUAAAAAAUCAACCAUAACGCAAUUCACAACCUACACCACCACUUCAACAAUGUAUUUCCCAGGGUACUCUACUGUUACGUCUUCAAAAGGGACCGAUGGAGAAUUAACAACAUACGCAACUUACAUUCCACCAAGUACUGUCGUGGUGGUCAAGAAAGUUACCUCUGCAAAAGUAGAAGAAAUUCAGGAAACUAAUCCUUCUUCAGCUGGACAUCUUGAUCUGGAACUCUCGGUUUAUAAUUUAUACAGUGUUGCUACAUCAUUAUCUGUUAUCGCUGUAACAAUGCUUUAUUUAAUUGUUGCUUAA